Peronospora farinosa is the source of this 801-nucleotide messenger RNA. NCBI's taxonomy places the organism in Eukaryota, Oomycota, Peronosporomycetes, Peronosporales, Peronosporaceae. The record is from the annotation of a GenBank genome assembly.
AUGGGAAUGGUGCAACUUGCUGCUAGGACAGGUUAUCUGGAUAUGGCUGGCUAUCUAGAUGAAAACACGGGGCAACGUGGUGAAUGGGGUCUAAAUGCUGCUGCUAAAGAAGGAUUUGCCAGGGUGCUUCCCGUGCUCAUAAAACGUUACUGCAUGAAUGACAAGCUUAAUGAAAGCAUGUACCCGUGCUCCGAGAUAUUAUCGAGUGAGCUUACAAACCAGGGCGCGACUCCAGCUUCUCCAUUGUGGUACAAGUCAUUGAAAAUGCUUAAGCUCUUGCACACUGAUCGAUAUCACAGAUGUGUGUCCGUGAUACUUGAUCUAGCACUGCAACGUGGAUACUUGGUCAUGGCUCGACAAUUUUUCGAGCGCAGAAACGAACAGGAAAAGUGUCAGUAUGUUGCUAUUGCUGUUGAAGGAGGUCACGAAAUCGUAUUAAUGAGGUGGCUGAUCGAGAAUGGGACCUCAUUGAGCGUUGAUACAGCAAUUAAUCUUGCCUCAGAUCUUGUCGUGUACAAAGAAACCUACGUCGAAGCUAUUUGGUGGUUGUCUGAAAGCGACCGUGUGGCUCUCAUUCAUGACGCUCUAGAGAAUAAUCGCCGCAAGGUAUUGCUGUGGGUGCUACAAAAUACCGUUUUCGAGGAUGAAACUUCUUGGUAUGCUAUUCGAAGUGGUCUCAAGAUGGUUGAUAACGCUGCAGCCCACUGGCUUUCUAAAAACCUCCCGAAUGAUGAGGCUCGUAGUUGGUGUUUUCCAUCGCAGCAAAAGGAACCAAGCGCUGCUACUACAGAUAGAAGAUAG